Molecule: messenger RNA, 594 nt
Organism: Saprolegnia parasitica CBS 223.65
Lineage: Eukaryota; Oomycota; Saprolegniomycetes; Saprolegniales; Saprolegniaceae
Exons: 1
Coding region: 1-594 (197 amino acids)
Source: RefSeq, a predicted model, not a curated record
AUGUCGGACGAAAACGUUAUCGCGACGCCGCUCGUCGUACCACCGACGCCCAUCACGGCCGUGGACCCCAAGUUUGUCUUGAAGUGCCCGAUGCGCCUCAACAUCCGCCACAACGACUGGGUCAACUCGGGCGAGUUCCGUGUCAAGGACGUCGCAACGGGCGUCCCAUACUUUUUGGUCGACGGCGCGUUCUGGUCGUUCCACAACCGCAAGCUGCUCCGCGAUGCUUACGGCACCGAAGUGGCAACGAUGGAAGAGCGCUCGUUCUCGCUCGGUCAUCGCGACGUGCUGCGAACCAACGGCCGUGGUGAGGCCACGUCGCACAUUUUUGGUUUUGACGUGACCAACUUUUUUGGCUGUACGGACCUCACGUGCGAAUUCGUCGACUUGGUGACCAAGCAGCGUCAUGUGCUGACGGCCUCGGGGAGCGUCGGGUCCUGGAACAUGGUCUUCCGCUGCGAUGGUCAUGCGAUUGCAAAGUUUGAAAGCGACUGGACUCUGAGUGGCGACAAGUACAUUGUGGACAUUGCACCCGGUGUCGAUUUGGCGCUUAUUGUGCUCUUGUGCGUCGGGGUGCAAGAGGCCUCCGAAUAG